Molecule: messenger RNA, 4605 nt
Organism: Arthroderma uncinatum
Lineage: Eukaryota; Fungi; Ascomycota; Eurotiomycetes; Onygenales; Arthrodermataceae
Product: myosin-1
Exons: 11
Coding region: 1-4605 (1534 amino acids)
Biological process (GO): actin filament organization; endocytosis; vesicle transport along actin filament
Cellular component (GO): plasma membrane; myosin complex; cell tip
Molecular function (GO): microfilament motor activity; actin filament binding; ATP binding
Source: RefSeq, a predicted model, not a curated record
AUGUCUAGCAUCACGCUCAAGCUCUCGUCGCUCGUCAUCCGGACCCUCUCGAAACCCAUAGCAAACCAAAUCAAAGCACAGGCCCGCGAACAUGAACGGUUUCGUCGGAUAUGCGUGUCCUUCGCCCAGGCAGUACACCGCAUUGAUAUGAAGCUAAGGCUUGGCCUGCUUCAGAACACUGCUGCUCUUGAGAAGCAAGCUGCCCGUGAGGCCGCGGAAGCGCAAGCUAAGAAGAUAAAGCUCCAAACACCCACUGUCAAGACAGAAGCACAGACGAAGGCCGAUGAACUCCUCAAGGCAAAAGAAAAGGCCAGUGGUAUUACAAAGACGCCUCCCAUCCCACGGAUCCGACCGCUGUCUGAAGGGAAAGCGAUCGAUAUGGGUGCAAACUUCAUCAGUGAAACCUUCCUUUUCCUUGUUGGAGGAGGCCUGAUUAUAUUCGAGUCGUUUCGAGCCCGAAGGAAGGAGACAUCUAGGCGAGAGGACGUCGCCGAACGGCUGGUCGAGCUUGAAGAAUCAGAAAAUGCUGCCCGCGCCGGUCUGAUUCUCCUAGAGAAGGAGGUGCUUCGGCUUCAAGCCCAGCUCGAGAAGCGGCCAGUGAAGGAGCUGAAGCGAGUCCUCCCAAAAGAGAUUUGGAAUACUGAGGAGGAGCCGGAGCCGCCAGCCGAGACUCCAACGCUUCUAACGACGCUCUCUUCGUACCUCCAGUGGCCAGGAACAAAGAGCAGUCCUCGCUGCAAUUUUCCUUCGUCGUCCAUAAUCGAGAUACAGACCUCGAGCGCUGCCUGUCUUCCGCUGCCUGGAACCGUCGAGGAAGUACACCCGCGCGCUCAGCACCACAACCCCACAGGCUCCCUGUUGGCCGUCCAGCCCCUAGAUGAUAAGAAGAGCAAAGGGGGCCGGUCGAAACAUGCGGGGGAUAAGGGCUCCGGCCAGCCGCGAGUAAAGAAAGCUGCGUUCGAGAGCACCAAGAAGAAGGAAGUCGGUGUAUCAGACCUUACGCUACUCAGCAAAGUGUCCAACGAGGCUAUCAAUGAGAACCUGAAGAAACGCUUCGAGCAUGGAGAGAUUUACACCUAUAUCGGCCAUGUGCUUGUAUCGGUCAACCCAUUUCGAGAUUUGGGAAUAUAUACCGACGAAGUCCUCGAUUCGUACCGUGGGAAGAACCGACUCGAAGUUAAGCCCCAUGUUUUCGCAGUCGCCGAAUCGUCAUACUAUAACAUGAAGGCAUACAAGGAAAACCAAUGUGUUAUUAUAUCGGGAGAGUCUGGUGCGGGAAAAACAGAAGCUGCGAGACGAUUGAUGCAGUACAUCGCAAACGUAUCAGGGGGCACCGAUUCCUCCAUUCAAGAAACAAAGGAUAUGGUCCUGGCUACGAACCCGCUCCUAGAAUCUUUCGGAAACGCGAAAACAUUGCGCAAUAACAACUCCUCACGAUUUGGAAAAUAUUUGGAACUUCAGUUCAACUCAGUUGGUGAGCCCGUGGGAGCUGUUAUCACGAACUAUUUAUUGGAGAAAUCUAGAGUUGUCGGUCAAAUCACCAACGAGCGCAAUUUCCAUAUAUUCUAUCAAUUUACUAAAGCUGCUCCCCAGUCCUAUAGAGAUACAUUUGGAAUUCAGAAACCCGACGCCUAUCUCUACACAAGCCGCUCGAAGUGCUUCGAUGUACCCAAUAUUGAUGAUGCCUCGGAUUUCAGAGAAACAAUUGAAGCCAUGAAGAUAAUUGGCUUAGCUCAAGCCGAGCAAGAUAAUAUAUUCCGUGUAUUAUCUGCCAUUCUCUGGCUAGGGAAUAUGCAGUUUGUCGAGGACGAUCAAAGCAACGCCACGAUCACGGAUCGAUCGGUUAUCGACUUUGUUGCAUAUUUGAUGGAAGUUGAUGCAGACCAGGUGCAAAAGGCGCUCACGCACAGAAUUGUUGAGACAGCAAGAGGAGGCCGGAGAGGUUCUAUCUAUGAAGUUCCAUUAAAUACAGUGCAAGCUCUAGCUGUCCGCGAUGCGCUAGCCAAAGCGCUUUACUUCAACCUCUUCGACUGGAUUGUGCAGCGAGUCAACGCCUCCCUGGUCGCAAAAGGAGCCGUCACAAACUCCAUCGGUAUCCUCGACAUUUAUGGAUUCGAGAUUUUCGAAAAGAAUUCAUUCGAGCAGCUGUGUAUUAACUAUGUUAAUGAAAAACUUCAGCAGAUUUUCAUUCAACUGACGUUAAAGACUGAACAGGAAGAAUAUGCCCGAGAACAGAUCCAGUGGACACCCAUCAAAUAUUUCGAUAACAAGGUUGUCUGCUCCCUGAUCGAAGAUAAAAGACCACCAGGAAUUUUUGCUGCCCUGAAUGAUGCUUGUGCCACUGCACACGCGGACUCUGGUGCAGCCGACCAAACCUUUGUGGGACGACUAAACUUCCUCGGCCAGAAUCCAAACUUCGAAUCCCGCCAGGGACAGUUCAUCGUUAAGCAUUACGCUGGUGAUGUCUCCUAUGCUAUCGAAGGGAUGACCGAUAAGAACAAGGAUCAGCUUCUUAAGGAUAUAUUAAACCUUGUUAACUCAAGUAGCAAUAGUUUCCUGCACGCCUUAUUCCCAAAUCAAGUGAACCAGGACGACAAACGCCGCCCUCCGACCGCUGGUGACAAAAUAAAAGCAUCUGCGAAUGACCUCGUUACGACUCUAGCUAAAGCUCAGCCGUCGUAUAUUCGAACUAUUAAGCCGAAUGACAACAAAUCGCCCUCGGAAUACAAUGUCGGCAACGUCAUGCAUCAGAUCAAAUAUCUAGGUUUGCAAGAAAACGUUCGAAUUAGGAGAGCUGGAUUCGCCUAUCGGCAGACGUUUGACAAGUUCGUCGAGCGCUUCUAUCUUCUGUCUCCCAAAACCUCUUAUGCCGGUGAUUAUACCUGGACUGGCGACGCAGAAUCUGGAUGUCGACAGAUCCUGAAGGACACUAGUAUUCCUGCCGAAGAAUACCAAAUGGGUGUUACUAAGGCUUUCAUAAAGACCCCGGAGACCCUUUUUGCACUGGAACACAUGCGAGACCGAUACUGGCAUAAUAUGGCCAUCAGGAUUCAACGAGCGUGGCGCAAUUAUCUCAGAUAUCGAAUUGAGUGUGCCAUCCGAAUCCAGCGGUUCUGGAGGCGUGUCACAGGUGGUUUGGAGUAUAUCAAACUGCGAGACCAAGGUCACAAAGUCCUGGGCGGAAGGAAGGAGCGUCGGCGGUUCAGUCUUCUCGGCUCGAGGAGAUUUCUCGGUGAUUAUCUUGGUGUUGGGAACAGCGGUGGCUUUGGAGAGAUCGUUAAGGAUUCUAUCCGCCUUUCGGAUUCCGAAACCGUACUUUUCUCUAGCCGCUGUGAGCUUCUAGUUACAAAAUUCGGUCGAUCGAGUAAACCUGCACCACGACUCUUGAUCUUGACGGCCCGAAAUGUUUAUAUAAUCGUUCAAUCCGUUGUGAACAACCAACUGAACAUCUCUGCUGAGCGCACUAUCUCACUUGGUGCUAUCAAGUCUGUUGGAACAUCCAAUCUCAAGGAUGAUUGGUUUUCAUUAGUCGUCGGUGCAGCACAGGAACCAGAUCCUCUAUUAUCCUGUGUAUUCAAAACUGAAUUCUUCACACAUCUCACAAAUGCCCUACGCGGCCAGAUGAACUUGAAAAUAGCUGACGCGAUUGACUUCAAUAAGAAGCCCGGAAAACUAGCCCAAGUGAAAGUUGUCAAAGAUGCAGCAGUACCCCGGGAUGACGUGUAUAAGAGCGGAACCAUCCGCACUGGGCCUGGAGAACCUGCAAACUCGACCUCAAAGCCGACGCCGCGACCCAAACAGGUUGCUGGGAAACCGAUUACAAAAGGCAAACUACUACGACCUGGUGGCCCCGGAGGUGGUCCAUCCAAACUCUCUCAGGCUGCAGCCAAACCAAAACCUCGACCAGCUGCACAGCAACUUCCAGCAAGUGGGCAGCAGUCCACUCUUGAAUCACGGCCCGUUCCCCAGCCCGUUGCGGCUGUCGCAGCCUCCCAUAACCGCGCUGGCUCUGCUGCUUCACAAACCCAGUCACGACCGCCGCCUCCGCCUCCUCCUCCGCAGGCAGCUCCACCACCCAAAAAGCCCAUGGCCAAGGUUUUGUAUGACUUCAACAGCGGGAAUACGAAUGAGCUGGCAAUUCGCCAAGGAGAAAUGAUACAGAUUAUCUCACGUGAAACAAAUGGAUGGUGGUUAUGCAUGAAUCCAAGCACAGGCACCCAUGGAUGGACGCCAGAAGCAUACGUUGAAGAAGUGAAAGAAGUUGCGGCUCCUCCACCUCCUCCUCCGCCUCCAGUAACUCCAAAGGCUACAACACCCCUACCUACGUCCAACGGCGCCGCUCGUGCCAGUGGCUCUGCCGUGGCAAAGGCAAAACCGGCUCCUCCUGCACCACCAGCGAAGCGCCCCAUCAAUGUCCGCAAACAAAUUCCCGUAGCUCCGCGAGACAGCGCAGUUAGCAUGAAUUCACAAGACUCAUCUGGUGCAAGCGGCCGGGCCACGCCCAAUAGUAUGAGCAAUGCAAGCUUAGCCGGCGGUCUCGCAGAGGCAUUACGGCAACGUCAGAGUGCAAUGCAAGGGAAGCAUAAUGACGAUGACGACUGGUGA